GCAGUCUCAGGCCCCUGGCCGCAGGAUGGUGGCAGGGCUGUCCCUGGCCCGCAGUCCCGGGAGCUGGCUGGUCCCUGGGCUGUGGCUGCUGGUGCUCAGCUGUCCUGGGGGGCUGGUGAGCACCCAGGAGCAGCCCUCCUGCAGAGGAGCCUUUGAUCUCUACUUCGUCCUGGACAAGUCUGGGAGUGUGGCAAACAAUUGGAUUGAAAUUUACAAUUUUGUCCAGCAACUUACAGAGAGAUUUGUGAGCCCUCAAAUGAGAUUAUCUUUCAUUGUAUUUUCUUCUCAAGCAACCAUUAUUUUGCCAUUAACUGGAGACAGGGGCAAGAUUAGUAAAGGCUUGGAGGAUUUAAAACGUGUUAGUCCAGUAGGAGAAACAUACAUCCACGAGGGACUAAAGCUAGCAAAUGAACAAAUUCAGAAAGCAGGAGGCUUAAAAACCUCCAGUAUCAUAAUUGCUCUGACAGAUGGUAAGUUGGACGGUCUGGUGCCAUCAUAUGCAGAGAGAGAGGCAAAGAUAUCCAGGUCAUUUGGCGCUAGAGUUUAUUGUGUUGGUGUCCUGGACUUUGAACAAGCUCAAGUGAGUACAGCAGAUCUGCAAACUUUAAUCUAA
This is a messenger RNA of Lynx canadensis (Canada lynx), 613 nucleotides long. RefSeq names its product anthrax toxin receptor 2-like. The record is from RefSeq and is a predicted model, not a curated record. The coding region runs from base 26 to 613 and encodes 195 amino acids. NCBI's taxonomy places the organism in Eukaryota, Metazoa, Chordata, Mammalia, Carnivora, Felidae. The transcript has 6 exons.